Messenger RNA from Lachnellula hyalina, 1734 nucleotides. Its product is annotated as Efflux pump. NCBI's taxonomy places the organism in Eukaryota, Fungi, Ascomycota, Leotiomycetes, Helotiales, Lachnaceae. Gene Ontology annotation, biological process: transmembrane transport. Gene Ontology annotation, molecular function: transmembrane transporter activity. The record is from RefSeq and is a predicted model, not a curated record. Bases 1 to 1734 code for a protein of 577 amino acids. The transcript is spliced from 3 exons.
AUGACUUCCUCGAUGGAGGUCCCGAGUCCUGUGGCGCAAGAUGCCCAGAGCUCUGCAAAACACAAACAUUCCAUAUCCGACAUCGAGAAAGAAAUGCUUGCUACUUACGAGGGACACGAUGCCGAUAUCCCUUCAAACGAAGGCUAUGUACUAGACGCAGUCGGAGAAUUGAAACGCGAGCAAGCGAUUGCUACACAAUACACUACAUAUCACAGCACAAGGAAAUCCGGGGAAACGCCACCGAAAGAUGGUGCAAGUGCAGAGAUUGAAAAACAAAAUGCGGAUGCAUCGGCGGAAGAAUCAGAUAAUUUUAAUAUCGUCUGGUGGGACGGACCUGAUGAUCCACAGAACCCCAUAAAUUUCAGUUCGUGGUCGAAGGCUUUGAACAUCGGCUUAGUGGCCUCGAUCACUUUUGUUGCACCUCUAGCAUCCUCAAUGUUCGCCCCAGGAGUUCCGGCAGCCAUGAAAGAGUUCAAGAACGACAACGUUGAGCUGGCGAGUUUCGUGGUUUCUGUUUACGUACUUGGUUUUGCUGUUGGCCCGAUGUUUUUGGCUCCGCUGAGCGAAAUUUACGGUCGGCUCCCUGUUUAUUAUACGUGUAAUGUUGGAUUUGUUGCCUUUACUGUUGCGUGUGCACUUUCUACUAAUCUGAAAAUGCUCAUUGGGUUUCGAUUUGUGGCUGGCUGUUUUGGGAGUGCCCCUUUGACGAAUGGUGGGGGAAGUAUUGCAGAUCUUGUCAAACAAGAAUAUCGUGGAAGAGCAAUGUCGUUUUUCGUAUUAGGACCUAUUGUCGGACCUGUCAUUGGUCCUGUUGCGGGUGGCUACCUCAGUGAAGCAAAAGGAUGGCGAUGGGUUUUCUGGGUUCUGGCCAUGCUAUCCGGAAUCUGCACAGUACUCUGUUUCUUCUUCAUGCGAGAAACAUAUGCUCCAACAAUACUAUCUAGGAAAACGGCACGCUUGCGAAAAGAGACUGGGAAUCUCGAGCUUCGAUCUAAGCUUGAUAUAGGACUGUCCACGAAAGACUUUUUUAUCAGGUCCAUCAUUCGCCCAGCCAAGAUGCUCGCAUUUUCACCUAUUGUGCUAUCGACAAGUCUCUACGUUGGAGUUAUUUACGGGUAUCUGUAUCUAUUAUUCACCACAUUCACGCUCGUUUUCGAGCAUGCUUAUGGCUUCUCCUCAGGCUCCGUCGGCUUGACCUUUAUGGGAAUCGGCGUGGGAUCAAUCGGCGGACUCAUAUUCUUCGCUUUUGCGUCUGAUAAAAUCCUCAAACGCCAGACUGAGAAAGCAGACGUUGCUGCUGCCGCAAAAGGUGAGCAAUCCGCUGGCAUGAAGCCUGAAUACCGCUUGCCGAUGAUGCUUCCUGGCUCGGUGCUUAUACCAAUUGGAUUCUUGCUCUAUGGCUGGACAGCAAACUAUCACGUACAUUGGAUUGUUCCCAUCGUCUCGACGAGUCUGAUAGGGAUUGGGACCAUCGCUGUUUUUAUGACUGUUACGGUGUAUUUGGUUGAUGCUUUUACGAUUUAUGCAGCGAGUGCUCUGGCUGUUAACUCGGUUGUUCGAAGUGUGAUAGGCGCGGUAUUGCCACUUGCUGGGCAGAAGAUGUAUCUGGCCUUGGGGCUAGGCUGGGGAAAUAGUCUGUUGGCAUUUGUGGCUAUGGCUCUCUUGCCUGUUCCUAUUGUUUUGAUGAAAUGGGGGGAGCGGCUUCGGAAGAAGUUUGAGUUAAAGAACUUGUAG